Molecule: messenger RNA, 1443 nt
Organism: Naegleria fowleri
Lineage: Eukaryota; Heterolobosea; Eutetramitea; Acrasida; Naegleriidae
Exons: 1
Coding region: 1-1443 (480 amino acids)
Molecular function (GO): zinc ion binding; protein binding
Source: RefSeq, a predicted model, not a curated record
AUGAUUGAUCCUCGUCCAAGGCCUCUCCGUAAUUUCCUUCUACUCUUUGCUGAUCCCUGCACUGAAUCAUCAUCCUCCUCUUCCCCCAACAACAAUCAACAUUUAAUUAAAUUUCAGGCGAAAGAUUUAGCAUGGGUUCAAGAUGGCAUCGGGUACAAGACACUCUUCCUUCGAAUUCUGUCCUUUUUGGAUCAAUAUGAUUUGGCGCAGAGUAUCCAACCUGUGUGUAAAUUAUUUCAAAAUUUUGCAAAUUGUGAUUUGUUGUGGGAACAAUUAUUUUGGAAUUUAUUCACACAGGAUUUCGGGCUCACAAAAGAAGAAACUCAAAAGUAUUUGAAUCCAUCAAAUUUAGACACAAUGGUAGGCAUUUACACCGAACAGUCUCUCAUUCCUGAAAACUCAUGGAAAUUCAAAGUGGUGAAUGGUGUAAGAUUAUAUUAUUUGGAAGGCCAUCCCUCAAGGGACUACGCAAGUGACACUCCAGGUGAAGCUGGGAUAUGGCGAUUGGAUUGUUCACAAUGCGGAGCACCAUUUCAUCACAGAGAGCCAUACAUCGAGGAAGCUGACUCUGGAGAUUGUCUACAUUUAGAUUGUGUGGAUAAGGAAGAAUUUAAUGAAAAGAUCGAACAUUUUGCUCAAAUUUAUGGCUAUAUAUCCCAUUUUUCAAGAAAUGAGAUCAUUUCAACCUUCUUUAAAAGACGUUUCAUUCAUUCCAAUAAGGGUGAAGAUGAUAUAUCUGAUGAAUCUGUUGCAGAAUAUACGUGUGAUGCCUGUGGUGAGCCAAUUCACACUAUUCGAUAUUCAUGUCUCGAUUGUGAAUUUGAUCUUUGUGGAUACUGUUGUGAAAGGUUAGUGUAUCAUCAAAAGGGAGUUGAUAUGGCAUUUUGUAAAGGUGUAGAGCAUCCACACAAUCACACCUUCCUCACAGUGGGAGAGGAAUAUUUUGAUACCUAUUCAUGCAAUGUGUGUAAGGAAAAGAUUCGUGGAUUUAGAUACCAUGAUCCUACCAAAGACAACUUUGACCUUUGUACUUUGUGUUUUAAGACAAAACGUGAGGCAAAUAUUGACUAUGACAAAAUUGAUCUCCAUGGAGAGAUUGUUACUGAAUCAUUCUAUCAAUUCCUAUGUAACAAGAUGCAUCUCCAGGAAUUGAAAGAUGUUUACAAAAAUGUAUUUGAUAUGACUGUGAAGGGAGUUAAAUCUCAACUUGUCGAAGAAUUAUUGGAAUUGUUGGAAGAGAAAAAGGAGAAAAAUACUCGCCCUAGAUUGUGUACACUUGUUUCUAAUGUUCCAAGAUUUUGUUGCAAAGAUGAUGAAUGUCAUGUGUUGAAAGAAGAUGCCAUCGAUGCCUUAGUGGCAAGUUUGGAUCUGGUUGAGAAGGAACAAGUGAAACCUCCCAAAAAGAAAUCAAAAAAGGAGGCCAUUGUGAAUGAUGAGGAAUAG